Messenger RNA from Filobasidium floriforme, 1971 nucleotides. RefSeq lists its product as uncharacterized. The transcript has 8 exons. NCBI's taxonomy places the organism in Eukaryota, Fungi, Basidiomycota, Tremellomycetes, Filobasidiales, Filobasidiaceae. The coding region runs from base 1 to 1971 and encodes 656 amino acids. The record is from RefSeq and is a predicted model, not a curated record.
AUGCCAGCUAUCGCCCCGUCUUUCGAUCAACUACGUCAGCCUACCGCUUUCGAUCAGCACGUCAUCGUUCCCAGGUACAUGGACGAAUUGCCUGAACUCCUCCAGUCUCAAGAGUUUAAUCACCUGCUACACAAUCGGUACCCCAACAAGCCCUGGUCGACCUUGGGCGAAGCUGUCAAUCAGUACUUAGCUGUACGGGAGUCGUUCAACGCCGUCCUUUCCCUGCCAUCUAAACUCUACAUGGCACCCCCCAAGAAGACUUUAUUGCAAAAGAAGGAAGACGCGCUUCGUUCUCAGCUCGAAAGAAUGGGUCUCCCUACCGACAACAUCGGCGCCGCCUUCACGCCGUCCCAGCAGAAGAAGAGGGGGUCGACCGCGGUCGAAGAGACGUUGGGCGAGGGGUCCAACAAGAGGCCUCGAGUUGAAGGGGCUCAUGUCGAAGAGCUGGAUGAGGAGCAGUUGUCCGAGCAGGGAGAGGAGGUGCAAGGCGAGGGCACGAAGGGAGGAGAGGAGCAAGGAGGAGAGGAGCAAGGCGGAGAGGAGCAAGGAGGAGAGGAGCAAGGCGGGGCGAAGCAGGGAGGGGAGGAGCAAAGGGUGGUCAAGAAACCCCACCUUAAACCUGUCGAGUUGAUGGCCAAGCUGCGACUGAAGCGGGACCUCAAGGUCCAGCACGAGCAGCAACAGCAGCAACAACAACAACAACAACAACAACAAGGCCUCGACGACGAUCAUUCGGAGGCCCAUGUCGACGUCGAGGACGACGUGUUCGACCAAGUGGACGAACAGGGUCGAGUUGGAGGUCAAGGGUUUGCGGGUGGCGUUGGGGGCCAAGCUGGUACAGCCGGGUUUGGCAACUACCCCCGUAACGAGGCUGAAAACCAACAACGCGGCGCUUGGGACCAGUACAACCCCUUCCACCCUCAAUACCAAGCGUACGCCGGUCAACAAGGGUUCGCUGGUCAGCAAGGGUACGGCGGCCAAGGGUAUCACGGGUACCAGGAGCCCGCCGCUCCUUAUAUCGGUCGACCUGGUGCUGGCGCUCCAGCUGGAUGGGCCCCUCCCGUACAACCGUACGGGGGCCAAUACUACCAGCCGAUGGCCAUGCCGGGUUAUGUCCCGUUCAACCAAGCUCCGGCUCCCCCUCCCGCCCCCACUCCCACCCCCGCUCCCUCUCCCACUCCGGCGUCGUCUCCCGGUCCCCAGUCUGCAAAGGACAAGCUGGCUAUCCCGGCGAAACCGGCUGUGCCGAUGAUCGAGGGUCUCAGCGACGCGAAGAGCAAGCUAGUCGAUGCUUGUCACAAGUUGAUGGCGGAACCGACCUACCGGGUCAUCCCCGUCAAGUAUCGCUGCAAGGGGUGCAGCAAGACUCGUGCCGGUCCCUUCGACCACCUCCCCGCGUACAAGAAGUACAACGAGGCGUUCGCGGUCUGUGGUGUUGCCGAUGGCAAAGACCGCUGCCUUCGUUGCCUCUGGAGGGGUACCCCGGCCAAAGACUGCUGCUGGGAGGACGCCGAGGCCAAAGUGCCCGCUGGCAAGAUCGCCCCCAAGACCGCCGCCGCCACCAAGCCCUCUCCCGUCACCCCGACCGGCCCUGCUACUCGCUCCCGAGCAGCCGCGGCGACCUCGUCCGUCGCCUCCCCCUCCUCGACUCGCGGUGGUCUCGCCACCCCCUCUCCGUCUCGCAUUGGGGUUAGGGCCCCUAGGUUCAGAGGCGUUCCGAUCGAGACCGUUGGUGAGGUCAGGGACGCUCUUCUUGAGGCCACCCAAGAUUGGGCUCAGUCGAAGGCAGAGGUCAAGAAGGAUACCGACGCCGACGACCUCAAGGCUAGGUUCCCCGGCGUGUACGACAUGCUCACUCGGGGUGAUACCUUGAUGGAGUUUAUCGAACAGCAGGCCACGAAGCUCGACGAGGCCAUCGGUGACAUCGUCGACGAGACCAAGCCCCCUGCCCCGGUCAAGAAGGAGUGGUAG